CUGGUACUAUAAAUUAGCUUCCUCUCUUCUUCUUUUUAUCAUGAGCGCUACUAUUAUAAGUAGCUCUCUCUUCACCGAUCGAAUUAGAUCCCCACAUACAUACACAGACUCACCUACAGAAGCAAACACUCGCGAUUAUGGCCGCCAUAGCAAUGCAUUUUUUUCUCUUCCAACUCAUCAUGUUUCUAUUCAACUUACGUCUUCAUGGCGUUUAUGGAGACUACGGUGGCUGGCACAGCGCCCACGCUACGUUUUACGGCGGCAGUGACGCUUCUGGCACAAUGGGGGGAGCAUGCGGAUAUGGCAACUUGUACAGCCAAGGAUAUGGGAUUAGCACUGCAGCUCUAAGCACUGUUCUAUUCAACAAUGGCUUCAGCUGCGGAGCUUGUUACCAAUUGAGAUGCAAUGACGACCCCAAAUGGUGCCUCCCCGGCACCAUCACCGUCACUGCCACCAACUUUUGCCCUCCUAACUAUGCUCUCUCUAACGACAAUGGUGGCUGGUGCAACCCCCCUCUACAACACUUCGAUUUGGCAGAGCCUGCUUUCUUGCGCAUUGCUAAGUAUCGAGCUGGAAUCGUGCCCGUAGUCUUCAGAAGGAUCCCGUGUGUGAAGAAAGGAGGCAUAAGGUUCACCAUCAAUGGCCAUUCUUACUUCAACUUGGUACUGAUAACAAAUGUUGGGGGUGCUGGCGAUGUCCGGACGGUGUCAAUCAAGGGGUCGAAGACAGGAUGGAAAACCAUGUCAAGAAAUUGGGGCCAGAAUUGGCAGAGCAAUUCAUACCUCAAUGGCCAGAGCCUCUCCUUCGAGGUCACCACCAGUGAUGGCAGGACCGUCACUAGCUACGAUGUUGCGCCGUCCGGUUGGGAAUUCGGACAGACCUUCGAAGGAAACCAGGUACCCCUGCGAAACUGAAUGUUGAUGAAAACUUGUUUAAAGAGUACCGAAGAGAGAGUACACAUAUAAUUGGUAAGUUAAUGCCGAGGGGACAAAAAGCCUGGCUCAUGCUAGGCUUGUUUAUAACAUAAAAAUAAAAAUCUGUAGCUUGGUUGAAACUGAGUGUUGAGUUAAAUAAGUAUCUUCAAUUUCAUCCACCUGAAUUUUGAAUUGGAAAAUUCUAUAUACCAUACUACCAUCUUAUUUCCAUCUCACUAAAUAUGAUAUGACACAUUUAUCAUUAUUAAAUGAUAAUUUAUUGUAUACUUUUUUAUCAUCUAAUGGUAAUGAAUAUGCUACAUAUCACUUAGUAUGAUUAAAAUAAGAUGAGAGUGUGGUAUACCAUUACUCGAAUUGAAUUAUAUUACAAUUAUUAGGAUGCAAUCUUCUUCUUCCUCUUCCCCUCCUCCUACUCCUCUGUUUAUGCUAUAUUUAAGUGUGAGAGGGAUGGUCCAGUUUCCUAAAA
Molecule: messenger RNA, 1401 nt
Organism: Juglans regia (Persian walnut)
Lineage: Eukaryota; Viridiplantae; Streptophyta; Magnoliopsida; Fagales; Juglandaceae
Product: expansin-A8-like
Exons: 3
Coding region: 138-914 (258 amino acids)
Biological process (GO): plant-type cell wall organization
Cellular component (GO): extracellular region
Source: RefSeq, a predicted model, not a curated record